AUGCUUAAAAAACUUUUUGUUUCAGUGAUGGCGGCUCUUUUAGUCGUCGGGCAUGGCUCACCGAUAAACUGGAACAAGAGACAAACAGGAUGGACCCUUAACUCGAUCGGGUACAAUGCGGGCUUGAAUGCCCUGCAAAAGCUCUUUGGUAAACGCAUGGUCAAACGAGGAACGUCCCACGAGGAAAUGCUUCAGGAUGACUCGGCCGAGCUUUUAGAGCUGGAACGAAUUCUAUCCGACUACUUGAACUCACCAGCAUUCAAUUAUAAAUAG
This is a messenger RNA of Oikopleura dioica, 273 nucleotides long. The record is from the annotation of a GenBank genome assembly. Lineage: Eukaryota; Metazoa; Chordata; Appendicularia; Copelata; Oikopleuridae.